Molecule: messenger RNA, 1491 nt
Organism: Suillus subalutaceus
Lineage: Eukaryota; Fungi; Basidiomycota; Agaricomycetes; Boletales; Suillaceae
Exons: 5
Coding region: 1-1491 (496 amino acids)
Source: RefSeq, a predicted model, not a curated record
AUGACUACCUCAGGCAAUGGCUGCCAAGGCAGAAAUCAUAUCUGCAUCACCUCCUGGAUCGAGAAGCUCCACCAGAAGAUAGGAGAUGCGUCGUCUGCGACCAGGAUGGGGUCUACAAAUGUCAAGAUUGUCUUGGGGAGCCACUCUAUUGCACUGGCUGUUGCAGAAGUCAACAUCUUUGCAAUCCCUUCCAUUGGAUCAGUCAAUGGAAUGGUCAAUUCUUUGAGCAAAGUUGUCUCGCUCACGUCGGACUCGUCAUACACCUCGGUCAUGAGGGCAAACAAUGUCCAGUACUUACGGAUAGGUGGGACUUGUUCGAAGAAGACGAACCUGGAAGACCAGCUUGAGCCUGAAGAUCUACCAUCUGUGUCGGGACCCGAGUUCCAGCCGAAGGAAAACACCAUGGUCAUCAUUGACAAGGUUCUCGAUGAUUUUCUAUUGGACAACCUUGAAUGUGGGACCUUCGGCGAUGAACUAUUACAGCAAGCUCCGUGGAGGCAGUUGAAGACGAUGAAAUGGCAUGGCUUCGGCCAUUGUUCCGACAGCCCGAAUGCAGGAGAUCUCGCAUUAUUUUGCCCGGCAUGUCCUCAGCCUGGGAUUAAUGUGUCCUUCUCAGGGGAUGAAUCACUUGAUGAGUGGAAAUACACCCGGUCAUUUGUUAUGGACGGAAAUUUCAAAGCUGAACACCUGCAUCCCAUGAAGCCAUUUGAUGAAGUUUGGCUGUCAGAUGGGUUGGGAUUCAUGGUGGGAAAGGACAGGUAUAACACGCAUCUUGCAGAGGCUGCCGACACUUUAGAAAAAUCAAGCUGCAACAAUCACCGGGCAGUAAAUCAAGCAAAUGCGGCUCGGCACAAGCUGGAAUCCACGGGCAUCGGGGGAGUAGCCUGUGCGAGACACAGACAAAUGAACAUGGACUAUGCCCUUUGUGAGGCUGCCCGGCACAACAUGGAAGGCAUCACCAGGGCGGUCACCUUCUAUGAUAUCAACUGUCAAUACAACAAGCACUUUCGGGUUCGGGUGGAUCGAAGCCGAUUUCUCGAAAUGAUUCCGGAAUUGACCAUCAUUCCCGGAAUCGGGUUGUGGCACAUCCACGGACAUCAGGACAGCUGCUAUGUCCGAUAUGCGUCGAAUUUUAUUGAAGGCAUCGGUCGGAUUGAUGGAGAGAUCAUGGAGACCCUAUGGUCACGUCUCAACCUGAUUUCCCCUGCUGCUCGGGGAAUGUCAUCCCCGCAUCGAAAGGAAUGUCUCGAUUAUCAGAUGAAUGAUUCCAAUUUCUGCAAGAUGAUCCGCAUGAAAAGGACCCUUUGCCAAAAAUACAAGCAGGCGAAGAAUGGCAUUGCCGAAAGUGAAAAGGCUUUCGACAUACUCAAUGAAGCAGCACCCGGCGAUUCAAAGACAGAGUGGCUAGCCAGCGAGAGGAUCGCUCAGUCCAGCAGAAUAAAUAAUCCUGCGGCUAUGGAUGUAUAUGAGAUUAAUAUCAAGAAGGGUUAG